Molecule: messenger RNA, 1087 nt
Organism: Acyrthosiphon pisum (pea aphid)
Lineage: Eukaryota; Metazoa; Arthropoda; Insecta; Hemiptera; Aphididae
Exons: 5
Coding region: 546-1046 (166 amino acids)
Cellular component (GO): membrane; endoplasmic reticulum
Molecular function (GO): protein-macromolecule adaptor activity
Source: RefSeq, a predicted model, not a curated record
CUGAGUAGUUGAUGACUACACAUUCAAUAUACAUAAUCUGUAAUCCGUUCUAUUUAUACUACCACCCAUCGCACAUUCGACUAUAAUAUUCAUUAUAAUUUAUUCUGUUUUUGUUUUAAAAUAUAAAUUCCAAACGCCAAUCGGUUCACUGUCGGUGUGACUGGCUGGCGGCUGCUGGUCUUGGUGUUGUGCGGUUGCAGCCCUAAAUUCUCUGGUUCCGAAUUCCAGACAUCGUCAUUCGUCUGCUAAAUAUCACACAUCACAAUAAUAUAUUAUCAUGUCGUACGCUUCACGUUUCGGCACGAUGACGCUAAACGCGGCUGACUAACGACUCGCCACUGUAUAUAAAUUAUUUUGUUUGUUUUCGUCCAACGGCGACGAGCAAAUUAUUAUCAACGCCCAGCGGCAAAGAGUGAUGACGACCGUCCCGAAAAUCAAAUAACAAAACAUAAAUUAACAUAUUUUAGGAAAAUAAUCCAUCGUGUAGACUGUCGAGUGUCGGCUUGUGCCGUGUGUUUGGGUGCGCGCUAGCUUAACUGUGAAUCAUGGUGGAAGACAAAAUCCUUUACACUUUCCGGGGGUGGUUGGCAUUUGUGGCUUUCAUGGACCUCGGCGUAACGUUUCGAUCGUUUUUUGAAAACAAAUGUAUCAUUGGAACGCAGACCAAUUUACAGGCAGAUGAACACUUUAUACACGAGGAAUUAACUUUACCAAGAGUGCUGGGUAUGUUUUCACUUCUUAAAGCUCUAUGUUUGAUACAUUGCUCAUUAUUUAUUCACUAUAAACCAAUGGUCAGCAUUGGUGCUAUGUCUAUGGUCUUAUCCAUUGUUUUGUAUCUCAGUGAAGCAAUUCAUUACCGUUCAACUACUUUAAAUUUUUUUAUUGUUUUUCCAAGUAUUUUAAAUGGUUUAACACUGAUUGGUUUAUACUUAAUUGUACGCAAGAUUAAUAAGCCACCAUCUGAAUGUGUCGAAGAAAAUGUUGAAAUGUUAAUGAGUAAACUCAAAUAUCAAAAAAAUAAGAAAUAUAUUUGUAAAAAAAAAUAAGUAUGACUAUGAUAAUAUAGAAUACAAGAAGAACCAUUCAA